Drosophila guanche is the source of this 2257-nucleotide messenger RNA. It is a transcript of the gene GAA1, whose product is annotated as glycosylphosphatidylinositol anchor attachment 1 protein. The transcript is spliced from 5 exons. NCBI's taxonomy places the organism in Eukaryota, Metazoa, Arthropoda, Insecta, Diptera, Drosophilidae. The record is from RefSeq and is a predicted model, not a curated record. The coding region runs from base 83 to 2131 and encodes 682 amino acids. Gene Ontology annotation, biological process: attachment of GPI anchor to protein. Gene Ontology annotation, cellular component: GPI-anchor transamidase complex; membrane.
UUUCAGAUUUUGUUGUCAUGAUUGUUUUUGUUUCUUUCGUUUUAAGGAAUUUGUGAAUUAAGUUUGUGAGUUGCUGUGAAAAAUGGGCCUGCUUUCGGAUCCGUCGAUCUCGACGCAGAACAAGCUGGUGGAUAAUUUGGCGAAGCAUGUGCGCAAGGUGUGCUGCGGCUUGUACGUCCUCGGUGUGGUCUGGCUCGGCUGCCUGGCCCUGCCCGAGUUCAACCACGGCACAUACCUAUCGGAGAACGCCCUGUCGCCAGGUCUGGUCUACCCGGAGAUCCGCCUCGAUGCGAAUCGUCUGGCCAUCCAGCUGCUGGAGGAGCUGCAGCGCGAACGCAAGGAGCACAAAUCGACCACGCCGCACGCCUGGAUUGCGGCCAAACUGAAUGAGUUUGGCCUGGAAACGCACACGCACAACUACACGCUGCGCUAUCCCUUUGGUGGGGGCAAUGAGUAUCAUGGCAAGAACAUUUACGGCAUUCUCCGCGCACCCCGCAUCGCCAGCACCGAGGGCAUUGUCUUCACCGCUCCCUACCGUGCGCCCUCAUCCGUGCACCCGGAUAUCUCGCCCAGUGUGCCGCUGCUGCUGGCAUUUGCAGACUUUGCCAGACGCAAAAACUAUUGGGCCAAGGAUCUGAUAUUUCUGAUCACCGAGCAGGAGCAGCUGGGCAUGCAGGCCUGGCUGGAGGCCUACCACGAUGGCGACCGUGUGCUGAACGUGAGCAAGGCCUACCUGCUGCCAGGCAAUCUGCCAGCGCGUGCAGGCUCCCUGCAGGCGGCGCUCAACAUCGAAGUGCAAGAUCUGGAAGUUGACUAUGUGGAUGUUAAGAUCGAGGGCCUCAAUGGCAAGCUGCCCAAUCUGGAUAUGUUCAACUUGGUGCAGCGCAUUAUGGCGCGGGAGGGCAUCACUUCCGGGUACAAGCAGACGGCGCGCAAGAAGCGUCGCUCCAGUCCGUCGCUCUUCGAGAAGAAUCUGCGCCAAAUGCUGGCCAUGCUGGCGACACAGUCCUCGGGCGUGCCCAAUGGCAAUCACGGACUGUUCCAUCGCUACCGCAUCGAUGCUCUGACCAUUGCCGCUGCCAAGCGACAAACGCAUGCCACACUGAAGGGUAGCGCCGGCUCGGCGGCUGUGCCGCUUCUAAAAGCCAUCGAGGGCAUUGCGCGCAGCCUCAACAAUCUGCUGGAGCGCUUCCAUCAGAGUUUCUUCUUCUAUGUGAUUGUGAACAAUGAUCGGUACAUCUCCAUUGGUGACUACAUGCCCGCCCUGGUGGCCCUCGUCGCUUGCGCGUUCUUCAAGGCAUAUUUGACAUGGUCAACGCUGGACUCUGAGGUGCAACAGGCAGCUGCAGCGACAGUUAAAACAGCUGAGACACAGACUGGCAGUGGCAGUGGCAGUGGCGUUGAGGCUGAAACAGACAGCGAUACAGAGCUGGAGGAUGGACUGCCGUAUGGCUCUGUGCUGGUCUAUCUGACGGCCGUGCUGCUCAUUGGGUAUCUGGGGAAUGUGCUGCCACUGCAGCAGUACUUCCUGGAGAUACCGAUGGGCGCUGCGCCACUGACCACCUCCGUGCUGAGCUUCCUCACUCUGAUCGGUUUGAUUCUGCCCUUUGUCGUUGUCCUGCCAGCGGGUGGACUGGAACUGCUGCACGUGGGUUUCCUGCUCAUCUUCGGCUGCUCGCUGAUCAUCAUUGGAUUGCUCAACUUUGCUCUCGGCUUCUUUGUGGCCGUCAUCACGGUGCCGGUGGUGAUUGCCCUGGACACCAGCGAGCAUAACUGCAACGGAUCCAUGCGCAAUCUGACGCGUUUCAUCACUCUGCUCCUCAAUCCCAUGGUGGUUGUCUAUGUCAUUGUUCUGGCCAUGAGCUUCUAUCAGUAUCCCGAGCUGAAGCUUGACAAACUGCUCUUGCGCGCAGCCACCGCCGCCAUGGAUGCCUCCGCUUAUGGACUCAUUGACAAUGUGAUAUAUGGCAACUGGUUGUACUUUGUUGUUAGCACGGUUUUCCUGCCCCUGUGGAUACUCUGCUGGACCCUGUCCCUCUCCAAGCGUCGUGACAUUGCCGACUACUCGGACUAUGAGGAGCAGCAGCCUCGCAAGCCUGAGCCACAGACAGCAAAGUUUAAGACCAAUUAAACUAUAAACAAUUGUAUUCCAUUAUUUUGGCAACUGAGAUUCCAUUUACUUAUUUAGAUGAAUGUCCAAAGAAAAUUACAUAUAAAUAUAUUUGAGCUGGUAAAUGUUUCAGCGAAAACCAAUCAA